Messenger RNA from Meriones unguiculatus (Mongolian gerbil), 5082 nucleotides. RefSeq names its product lysyl oxidase (gene Lox). The coding region runs from base 390 to 1637 and encodes 415 amino acids. Gene Ontology annotation, biological process: peptidyl-lysine oxidation. The record is from RefSeq and is a predicted model, not a curated record. Gene Ontology annotation, molecular function: protein-lysine 6-oxidase activity; copper ion binding. The transcript is spliced from 7 exons. NCBI's taxonomy places the organism in Eukaryota, Metazoa, Chordata, Mammalia, Rodentia, Muridae.
AUCGCAUUACGUGAACAAAUAGCGGAGGGGCAGCGGGGCCAGGACGGCUUGUGUAACUGCAAACUUGUCAGAAAGUUUAAAACCUCUCCCCCUUCUUUUACUCCAGACACUGUGCGCUCUCCUGGACCGCGGUGCGCCGCUCCCCCGUCGCCUUCCAGGACUGGGAAAGGGGAGAAGAAGGACGGACGGUGCCACGUCCGACGACCGAGCGGGCUGGGGGGGCAGGGUCUGCUACCCGCCCUUGGCACGAUUCCCCGAGACCCGUUCCCGCACCUCGCCCUCCUCCCUGCUCCAAGGAGCCUCCCUCCUUCUCGGGAUCUGAGCCCCCGUCUUCAUUUCCUCCGAGCUACGCCGCCGUCCUGGAGAAGAAGGGGCGAGCCGGGAGAGCCAUGCGCUUCGCCUGGACCGUGCUCCUCCUGGGGCCGCUGCAGCUCUGCCCCCUCCUCCGCUGCGCCCCGCAGGCCCCGCGCGAGCCGCCCGCCGCCGCCCCGGGCCCCUGGCGCCAGACCAUCCAGUGGGAGAACAACGGGCAGGUGUUCAGCCUGCUGAGCCUGGGGGCGCAGUACCAGCCGCAGCGGCGCCGGGAGGCGGGGGCCGCGGCCCCGAGACCGGACGGCGACGCCGCCGCCGCCGCCGCCGCGCAGCCGCGCACACCCAUCCUGCUGCUGCGCGACAACCGCACCGGCCCCGGGCGCUCCCGGACCUCCGGCCCGUCGGGGGUCGCCCGCCGCUGGCUCCAGGCUGCCUCGUCGUCGCCGUCGGGGGCUCGUGACGGAGCCCCGCGGCGCGCGGCGAACCGGACGGCGUCGCCGCAGCCCGCGCAGCCCGCGCAGCCCGCGCAGCCCAGCAAUCUGAGGCCGCCCAGCCACGUCGACCGCAUGGUGGGCGACGACCCCUACAACCCCUACAAGUACUCCGACGACAACCCCUACUACAACUACUAUGACACGUACGAGAGGCCCCGGCCCGGGAGCAGGUACCGACCCGGGUACGGCACCGGCUACUUCCAGUACGGUCUCCCGGACCUGGUGCCGGACCCCUAUUACAUCCAGGCAUCCACGUACGUGCAGAAGAUGUCCAUGUACAACCUGCGAUGCGCCGCGGAGGAAAACUGCCUGGCCAGCUCAGCAUACAGGGCGGAUGUCAGAGAUUACGAUCACAGGGUACUGCUACGAUUUCCCCAACGAGUGAAAAACCAAGGGACGUCUGACUUCUUACCAAGCCGCCCUCGUUAUUCCUGGGAGUGGCACAGCUGCCACCAACAUUACCACAGCAUGGAUGAAUUCAGCCACUACGACCUGCUUGACGCCAACACACAGAGGAGGGUGGCUGAAGGCCACAAAGCAAGCUUCUGUCUGGAGGACACAUCCUGUGACUAUGGCUACCACAGGCGUUUUGCUUGCACCGCACACACACAGGGGUUGAGUCCCGGAUGUUAUGAUACCUACGCAGCAGACAUAGACUGUCAGUGGAUUGAUAUUACAGAUGUACAGCCUGGAAACUACAUCCUAAAGGUCAGUGUAAACCCCAGCUACCUGGUGCCUGAAUCAGAUUACAGUAACAAUGUUGUUCGCUGUGACAUUCGCUACACAGGACAUCAUGCCUAUGCCUCGGGCUGCACAAUUUCACCGUAUUAGAAAGCAAGCCCAACGCCCAGUGGAUAAAGCAGUACCUGGUGUUUGGAAAAAUGAAAGACAUAGAUUAGCUUAAGUAGGAAAGACUUAUAUAUUUUAAAAGGCAAACGGAAAACAACAAAGGAAGUUUUGUUUGGACUCCUUCAUAGCAAAUCACAUAACUGGAUUUUUCAUGUUUAAAUCAGCAUUAUUUGGGAAAAUUUAAAUACUUAUUCAUGUUGUUUUAUGGAUUGAUGGUGUUUCGAUUCUGUAGGUGCUUACUUGGCCCUUUCAAAGAACUCUGAAUUUCUUAUCUUCUCUCAAAAUGAUAGUGUAAAAGAGAAAAAUGAUAUUUUAAUGAAUGAGCCAUAAUUUGAACUGAAUAUUUUCUAAAGUGUAGAAACCAAUGAAACAACAAAGAGCUUACAUUUGCCUCAACUAGAUUCAUUUUAAAAAGAUGUGCCUACUGUGUAAACGGAAAUGAAUACACUUGGUGCUGAGGAAUUACUUUGUUGUCAUGCGAUGUUACUCUAUAGCAGAGAGAUGGCGAUAUAUGUAUUCAGAUAGUUACAUCCCUAUAUAAAAUUAUGUUUACAUUUUAAAAUUGCUAGAUGAUUUUCUUUCUGUUAAGUGCUUCAUUUCACUCCGAGUCAGCUUCUGUUUUGGAAUGAAUUAGGUAAUUUCAAAUUCCUGUCUGAUAUUUGUUGAUAUUCCCCUUUACACUUAGUUUUUCUGUGGACAGAAAUGUCUACUGUGGCAGUCUUCACAACAGCAAACAUCCUGACGACAGGUACGACAUAUGUAGGGCUGAUACGCCCUGCAGCCUAUUUUACUGUCAACCAAAAUUAAGUCACUGCUGACACAGAAAUUACACAACGAAUCUCUAACCUCACAACCAUCUUUCAAAUACUGCAAAAAAAAAAAAAAUACUGGAAAACCUUUUCAGAUUCUUCUCAAUUCUGCUACACUUCUGAAAUGUUCAGCUAUGAAAGGGAAUGAAAAAAAAAAAAGAAAUUAUCCAUAAUAGAUGACCUGCUGUGUGCAACACAGGACCGUCAUUCUAAACCCUCCAGGAAUUGGGUGUACAUGUUUUCGUGUAUUUACCAAAUACAGCCCAAAUUAGAGAAGCACCUAGCAUUGCAUACUUGGGAGGCUGGCGAACAAGAGGGAAGCAGGUACGUUCUGCAAAAACAAGGACUGCGUGCCACAACGCGACCGCUGUGACCUUACUUCAAACUGUGAAACUGUGCGCAGCAGUGGAAUUCGGAGACUCUUAAGUUCAGAAGGUGCAGAAGGAAAUCAAGUUAGACCUUUGAGUUCCUGGUGCUUACGUCGGCCGAAGUUUUCCUUCAUUAACCAGCACUGUAAUCCCAAGUAGUGCAUCUCCUGUGCCAGAACCUGUCAGGUAGACCUUUCUAAAUGAGCUGGGAUCCUGCCUUUGGAGUUGUAAGGGCAACAGUUACUAACUACUAUACUGUGCUCACUGCUGCAGAGCAGCCAGAGGGAGCAGAGAUGGGCAGUCUCCAGGGGAGGGUAGAGCGGUACACAUGAUUUUUAUCUGCUUGAACACACACUUACCCAUAAGCGAAUACAGACAGAAUUUUAACUGAGCUGGUAUGAGCUGGUAUCUGAUCAAUGGAAUUGCUUCUUUGAUGUACCUCUUUGCCUUAGAUGGCUUUUCAGUUUUAAGGCCGUAGAACAAUCCUUUCAAAUUAUAAUCAUUCUAAAAUUAUAAAAUAGAGAUAUUUUAAUAUGCGUGCUUUUAAAAAGAAAACAAAAACUACUGUCAGUAUUAAUACUGAGCCAGACUGGCACCUGUAGAUUUAACAUCUUGCCUUUCUAAGAUUCUUUAACUCUAUUAAAAAACAAAAAGUAGGCUAAUAAUAUGGCUUUAAGAUAUAUAGGGUAUUAAUUUCAAUGUGACCUUUAUCUCUUCACUCAUCACUGUGUGAGGGACAGUAUAAGCCAAGUAUUUACCUGCUAGACAUUGGAAAAUAAAAUGACUGUCCCUACUCUUGGUAAGUAUAAAAACUGGGCUUACCUUAUUUCAUUUUUAACUGCUAAAAGUAUGUCUAUAGAAUUUCAAAUUUAAACACUACUAUUUGCCAUGGCCAUAUUUUAUUUUUCAAUAAUUAAGUUAAAAGUUAUUAAUUGUAUACUUGUCUGUAUUUCUAAUAAUUAAAAUGUUUCAAAUCCAUGAAAUGUCUGCCUUUUAAAUGUAAUUUGGGCUUUUUGGUUGUUGUUUUUUUUUUUAAAUUAGGUAGCUGUUUAUUUGUAAACAUUUUUUUUCUUUCUACAACUUUAAAGCUUUAAGUGACUUUAAAUAAUGACUUAGCACUUGCUAUUUUUUUACUCUUGGGCAGCUUAGCUCUCCAAAUGACUAACGAGGUCAUUGAUAAUUAGAUGGUGCGGAGUAAUAACAGCCACAAGCUAGUCUAUCCAAACUGUAAACGUUUAAAGAUGAGAAACGAGAAUGACAUAAAGAUGACCCAAGACUGGAAAAAUACAGCUGGUUUUUACACUAAGAAAGGCUGUGAAAGAAAAGGAAAAGCAGCGUAGUCAAGUCUACCCUUUGCCUUCUAUGUAGUACCAUAAUACUGAGACUGCAGACUCCAUCUCCAGCAGGACCAUGCCCUAUCUUGCCUAGUUCUGUUCUUCAAAUUUCGCAUAAAAACAAUAAUUUAACUUACAGUGUCCAUCUAAUUAUUUUCUAGGCAUUCUUUGUAGCAGUGGUGUGCUGUUCCUUAAGGUUUGAAUGUUAGAAACCUAUGCGAACAUUAUUCCUUAUGUUCAGAAUUUAAACAAAACGUAGUUCACUAAAAUUCUCUCCCCACUGAUCAUUAAUCCUCGGAAGAUUUUAUGAAAAUACUGAACUCCUUAUCAGAAAAUAUUUUAGAAAUAAAUUUUCUAAUAGUAUAUUAAUAAAAUUACGCACUUUAUGUACUUUUCAUUUGUGAAUUCACAUAUACAAUAUUUUUAAAAAUCAACAAUUUAAAUUUCAUUUCCGGUUACCCAAAGUUCUACCCCAAUUUUGGGCACAAAUAUUGUUAGCUUUUAAGCUCAAACGGUGCUGAAUUAUCUUAACUUGAAUGUAAAAUGCAUUAAGUCUUAGCUCAUGGGAUACAGACAUUUAAUAUAUAACUUCAUACUAGGUGACAUGUCAUUUGGUGUUAAAUUGUCUAUAAUAAAGUUUUAGUUUCUCCCAGUUUUUUCUGAAUUGUUAUUUGUAAAAACACUUAUAACUUUUUUAAGGAAUGUUUAUUUUAAAUGUCCAGACACAGGCUUUAUAUUGCAUUCUCACACUCUUUUUAUUAUACGCUGUAACUUCAUAAGUACAUAAAAAAAUGCCUUGAGUAAAUGAUUUCAAGUGUCUAAAGUGGUCAUUUGCUGAUACCUACAAAUAAAUGAUUUUAAUUUCAUUUGUGGUUAAAACAUUAAAGCCAUGCAUAUGGUUUAUAUCCUUGUUUAA